Molecule: messenger RNA, 246 nt
Organism: Penicillium psychrosexuale
Lineage: Eukaryota; Fungi; Ascomycota; Eurotiomycetes; Eurotiales; Aspergillaceae
Exons: 2
Source: RefSeq, a predicted model, not a curated record
AUACUUCCAACUGUUGAGGGAACCGAUUGGUCUUGGCAAUUCAACCUCAUCAAAGCUGGGAAGACUUUGGCCCUUGCGGCGAUUCACGACGUCCUCAUCGACCUGGAGACAAUCGUCUGGUUUGCUCAUCUUUGCUACGUUAAUCGUGCCCCACUGGUCUUUAUUCAACUCAUCACCAAACUCGAUCUCUUUUUGCCUUUCCGAUCACGCCUUCUUUUGACCCUUCCGCCCAAUCUACGCCCUUAG